Stegodyphus dumicola is the source of this 1254-nucleotide messenger RNA. RefSeq names its product A disintegrin and metalloproteinase with thrombospondin motifs adt-1-like. Lineage: Eukaryota; Metazoa; Arthropoda; Arachnida; Araneae; Eresidae. Gene Ontology annotation, biological process: proteolysis; extracellular matrix organization. Gene Ontology annotation, cellular component: extracellular matrix. Gene Ontology annotation, molecular function: metalloendopeptidase activity. The record is from RefSeq and is a predicted model, not a curated record.
UUUGCUCUAAGCUCACCUGCUCAGUGCCAGCACGUGUGCCGUCCUCCAAUUUCACUCACACAGUUUGAAUAACGGGAUUUCAAGGAGGUGUAAAAUGGCAUAUUCGGCAUUCUUCAUUCCUCUUUUUUUAUUUAGUCACAUAAUCCUUGCAAACAGUUUCCCACAGCCACAACCUGAUUUUCACACACGCCUGAACAAAAGCCAACUAAAGAAAUAUUUCUCUGUAGAUGAACAUGAGAAAGUUCCAGAAUACAAUUUGGUGAACAUUCGGAUGCGAAGAUCCAGCAUGGCACCUAUAGAAAAGCGCUCUUCCACUGAACCUGCAGAAGUAGAACCUUCCACAGACAUUCUAAUUCAAACAGAUUCCAUUUUCGGUCACGCUGUCCAGUUGCAGCUCCGAAGGAAUAAUCUUUUACUUGCACCAUCCUUCAAGGCAAUCAAAGUUGUAGAUAAUGAAGAACAAGAGCUUCCUCAAGGGCCUGGAAUCGUCUGUCAUUAUGUGGGAUAUAAUGGAAGCAUAGGAGCAGCUUUGAGCAACUGCGCAGCUAGGGGAUUUUCGGGCAUGUUUCUACUACCAGAUGGCAGUGUUCAAGUUCAACCUGUUGAAGAUGACUUAGCUGAAAUUCUUGAGCUGAGCCUUCCUCAGGACAAGAGCAGCCAAUCCGAAGAAGAAAUAUUACAUCUCGUUUUCAAGCCAAACAACAAGAAAAGGCUCUCAGUUCCAGAUGGUAAGCGAAUAUCACACGCCUUUCUUCCCAGACCAUACUUUCUUCGUAUUUGUUGAAAUGCAGAUUGUGAAACGUUGUCCGUUUCUAAUGUUAUUUUAAUUAUUUUUUUUUCUUUUUGAACGUGAUAUUUGUACAUGAAAUCUUUAAAUACAUUACUAGUUAACUACAUAUGAAUAAGUAUUUCUCCAGCACAGAUACAAAAGAACCGUAGCUAUAGUAACCAUGAAUUCGUUAUUAAGAAGGACGACAGCUUCUGAAGAAUAAAAUAAGCUGGAAUCUUUAGAAACAUUUAAAAUAAAUUAAAAAUUUAAAAUGUUAAAAAACACAAGACGAUUCGAUAAUUUAAUUCAGUUCCUUUUAAAACGGUUUUGCAUUUUAGGCCACGUUUUUACUGCAAGAUCGUUUUCCAAAGGCGGAUGGUGGUAUAGCUGAAAUGACUAAAGCUUGUUUCUCUUUAAUUAUCUGUCCAAUGUUUUACCUUGCUUGAUCGAAGUUUCCAAGUUUCACUACGCAAAAGAUAACUUAA